Molecule: messenger RNA, 1940 nt
Organism: Saimiri boliviensis boliviensis (Bolivian squirrel monkey)
Lineage: Eukaryota; Metazoa; Chordata; Mammalia; Primates; Cebidae
Source: RefSeq, a predicted model, not a curated record
AGCAUGUAAAGCCCAGAGCACAUGAAACCAUUGGCGCGAAUGGCAAACUCAGAAAUCCGGCAAGAAGGGGCUCCUGCCACACCACCGGGAAAGAGGAACCUGUCCUGACCGCUUCCUUCACCUCUGGGCCAUAUCAAAUCCGCAUCGGCUAACCGGAGAGAAGUCACGAGCAAGUUCCACCGGAGAGGAAAUCCAGCGCGGGGACUGCACUCGAGGCUGAGGGGCCGGCAGCGCGUCGCUGCUGGGGCCGCCCCGCGCGACCGGCCGCGCUGACCCCCGACCCCGGCCUGCGGGAAGCGGCUCCCGGGCUGCCCCGUGGGCCCGGCCGGCCCGGGACGAGGACGCAGGGCCUCGGCAGGGACGCCAGAGCCAGCCCUCGCCAUCCCCACACGCCCCGCGGCAGCCGCGCGCACGUUACCUGCGGACCCCGGCCCCGCCCGCCCGUCUGGGCUGCCGCCCUCCGCCAUGAGCGCUCCCGCCUCCGCGGCCGCCACGGGCCCGCCGCGCCCCUCAGGCAGGAAGCAGAGCUGCCCGCGACCACUUCCGGCGCCACGGGCGAGGGGGCCGCCUCGGGGUCACGGCUUCCGGCGGGCGCGCGCCGGCCUCACUGGUUUCCGGGUCCGCGCCUCCACUUCCGGCUUUCCUGCCGAGCUGGGCGCUGGCGGGUUCCGGCGUUGGGCGUGGAUUUCCCUAGUCACCGACUCUGGGGGCGCUGGCUGCGCUGUGGUUUCCCCUCAUGAGAAGCCAAGGAGUCGGAAAGCGUGUCGCCUGGGGCAGCAGCCUGGGUCCGGUCGAUCGGGUCGUCCCCGCCGCCUCGGACGGGGCGUGGCUUCUGCCGGGGGUGGGCGGGGCCCUGGCGGGCGGGACCCGGGUCUCGGCCGGGCUGGCGCGGUCCCGGCAGGUGCCCCCCGAGCCGCUAGCGGCCCCGGGACGGUGGAUUCGGAGGCGCGGGGCGUGGUGACGGCCCACCGCAGGGCUGAGCGUGGCAGCGUGCUGCUGUUUCGGAGGAAUGCUCCCCCGAAUCCCUUCCGUGAAGCCCGCAGUCAGCUCGGCUACGGAUGACAGCCGAUGGCUGACGCGGAGUUCGUUGAAUAAAUGAAUGCGUUUGUGAACAAACGGGGAGCAUUCCCUGCACGCUCCCAAGUUCAAAUGUCGCAGCGUCGUCCCACCGUGAGGAUUGGUUUCGGUCCUUCAGCACGGAUUCCCUUGGGGUCCUCCCAUUCUCCCCGGCCGGCCGAGGUAGAAAGCAGGCCUCAGGCAGGAGGAGACUGAUAAGGAAGGACGGAAACCCCUGCAGUCGUGGCGUGACCUGCUGGCCCAUCCUUGUGUACAACACACCAGACGGUAAGGGAGCCGCAGGCGCAGCCCCGCAAGUGCCCCUGCUGAGGCUGGCCCCGAGUGGCCCAGAUACACUGGGUGGGUCCCCCCAGCUGCAGACCUGGCAGGCCCUGUGCGGGGUGGAGGCGGGAGUAGGGGUACUUCCUGCAGUGGUGUUCAGACUUGGUAACAGCAGAGAGCACCGCUGGCAUGAGGGACAGGUGACUCCGAUGAUGACGCUACUGCACCACAGCUGCACAUCCAAACUCUUGGAGCUUCAGCAACUCCGAAGCCGGAAACCGACUCACGUGUUCGUGAAUGAAUAAACGAAAUGCAGUCCAUCCAUGCAAUGGAAUAGCGCUCAGCCUUGGAGAGGAAGGAAAUCCUGAUCUUGAAGACGUUAUGCUGAGUGAGAUAAGCCAGUCACAAAAAGACAAAUACAGUACUGUGUGAUUCCACUUAGGUGAGAUCAUAAUGUGGGGCAGUGAAACCGUAGAUCGGAGUGCGGGUUGCCAAGGGCUGGGAAGUGGGGAAUGAGGACUUAGUGUUUAAUGGGGGCGGAGUUUCCGUUGAGGAAGAUGAAAAAGUUUUGGAAAUUGGUUGCACAACAAUGUGAAUUGUGA